CUCCCAGCCAACGUCGGAGCCCGGCGAGGAAAAAGACUUGACUCUCCUCUCCUGGCGGCUUUUCUCCCAGACAUUUUGGGGAGGCAGCGAGGAAGAAGCCAGCUCCGCCCCCUGAGCGCCCGAGCUGCCGCCUGUUGCUUCGCAAAAACUUCAGCAGUUCAAAAACUCCUGGACUGGCGGCCAGACGCGCACAGGAGUGGAGCGGCCGGGCGAAGGAGCGCGGUGCCCGCCAGAAGCGGCGAGGUGGGGUGGGAGGCGGGGAUCGCUCGAUCGCCUUUCUUUACCCCCCCUCCCCGUGUAUGGAUUUUGCCAACUGAGCCGCUUCCCGCCGCGAUCGCCCGGGCUUAUCAUGUGCGCCUCGAGGUCGGCUUCCCAGGGCAGCUCCCGAGCCGAGUGAUCCCUCCGCGGGGCGCUCCGCUCCGCUGCCCCCUUUUUAUUUUAAUGGUCAGCUUUUUCCUCCGGCCGCCGCCGCCGCUCAGUCCGUUGUCUUCCUAGAUCUACACGCACACACACACACACCCGUGACGGAGAUGCACGCGGCGGGGUGGUUCAAGCAGCUGGCGGCUGCCUCCCGGAUCGUCUGGAUCCUCCUCUGGACUUUGGAGCUGCGGUGCGCCCUGGCGGACUUCACCCUGGAGAACGAGGUGCACUCGAGUUUCAUCCACCGGAGGCUCCGGAGCCAGGAGCGCCGGGAGAUGCAGCGGGAGAUCCUGUCCAUCCUGGGCUUGCCCCACCGGCCGAGGCCCCACUUGCACGGCAAGCACAACUCGGCUCCUAUGUUCAUGCUGGACCUCUACAAUGCGAUGUCGGUGGAGGAAGAGGGCCCCAGCGAAAGCGGCGAAGGGUUCUCCUACCCUUACAAGCCCAUCUUCAGUACUCAGGGGCCACCCCUGGCCAGCCUGCAGGACAGCAAUUUCCUCACCGAGGCAGAUAUGGUCAUGAGCUUCGUGAACAUGG
Thamnophis sirtalis is the source of this 957-nucleotide messenger RNA. The record is from RefSeq and is a predicted model, not a curated record. NCBI's taxonomy places the organism in Eukaryota, Metazoa, Chordata, Lepidosauria, Squamata, Natricidae.